AUGAAAUUUAUAUUUGGUGCUUGCUUAUCCUUAAUAUUAACUAGUCUUAUUGGAUUAGGUUAUCUGAUUUAUAAGGAUACUCCUUAGAGUUAGUUUAAUAAAAUUAAGUCUGAAUUCGAAAAUUUCAAGAAUAGAUAUAACUUGGAGUUCAAUGAUAUCUAGGAAGAGUAGUACAGACUGUUUGUCUUUCAUGAAAAUUUCAAAUAAAUAGAACUAGAUAAUAUGAAUUCUGAUAAUGGUUUCAUUUCUGGUAUCAAUAAAUUUUCACAUUUAACAAAAGAAGAAUUCAAAGCUAAAUAUUUGAAUCGUCCUUAAAGACCUGCUUCAGAAAUGAAAACCAAUUCAAUUUUAUCUUCUUAAUAAAAAACUGACGAAAAACUUCCAGAAAGUGUAGACUGGAGAAAGUUAGGUGCCGUUUCACCAGUUAGAGAUCAAGGCAAUUGUGGUUCUUGUUAUGCGUUUGCUUCUACAGGCGCUCUUGAAGGGUUGUACUAAAUAAAAACAGGAAAGUUAGAAGUUUUUUCGCCUUAAUAUAUUGUUGAUUGUGCUAAACAUUAGUUUUCAAGGGGAGGUUGUCAUGGAGGAUAUUCUUCUGGUGUAUUCACUUUCGUUAAAGAAAAUGGGAUGAAUUUAGAAUCAAGAUACCCUUAUAAAGGUGAAGAAAAUGACAAAUGUUUAAAUUAAGAAACUAUCAAGUUUGUUAAUGACUUUAAAUUAAUUAAUUAGGGAGAUUGCUAAGAGAUAGAGAGAGUGCUUUUUAAACAGCCUGUAUCAAUUUCUCUUGAUGCUGAGAAAGUGCAACAUUAUUAAUCAGGUAUUCUUAAGUAGUGUUCAGAUACAAUUAAUAUAAAUCACGAAGUACUUGCCGUGGGUUACACAUCUGACUAUUUUAUCCUAAAAAACUCUUGGGGUUCUGAUUGGGGUAUUGAUGGAUACUUCUAUGUUUCUAAAAAUAAUAACUGUGGUACUUGUGAUGGGGCUUCAUACCCAACUUUAUGA
Tetrahymena thermophila SB210 is the source of this 999-nucleotide messenger RNA. RefSeq names its product papain family cysteine protease. Gene Ontology annotation, cellular component: lysosome. The record is from RefSeq and is a predicted model, not a curated record. Gene Ontology annotation, molecular function: cysteine-type endopeptidase activity. The transcript is spliced from 3 exons. Lineage: Eukaryota; Ciliophora; Oligohymenophorea; Hymenostomatida; Tetrahymenidae.